Messenger RNA from Cylicostephanus goldi, 1149 nucleotides. The record is from the annotation of a GenBank genome assembly. NCBI's taxonomy places the organism in Eukaryota, Metazoa, Nematoda, Chromadorea, Rhabditida, Strongylidae.
CUGAAAAAUUUUUCUAGCUUUUCUUCUCUCACCGUUUCUGGUCAUCGACUUGCAUUAAUCGACUGUCCUGGCCAUGCAGGACUCAUCAAGGCGGUAUUAGCCGCAAGUAGUGUUUUUGACAUGGCAAUCGUUGUCAUCGACGCCUCAUCUGGAAUUCAACCUCAGACAGCGGAGCAUCUCCUUUUGUGUUCCAUAUUUUGCCCUAAACAGGUCAUCCUAGUGUUGAAUAAAAUCGAUUUGGUAAAACAAAGCGAGAUUCCCAGUAUUACUAAGAAGAUCAGAAAAGCACUUGUCAGCUUAGGAAUCUCUGAAGAUUCCCCGGUAGUGCCAUUAUCUUUAAUUGAUGUGAAGGAUGACACGCUCAGUGGACUUAUGAAGGUUUUACAAGCAAAAGUUUUUGAACCGCAGCGAGAGAAUUCGGGGAGGCUCGUUGUCGCUGUUGAUCAUUGCUUCCCUGUAACUGGCAAAGGUACUGUUAUGACCGGUACAGUAAUCGACGGAUGCUUACGAUUAAAUCAAGAAAUCGAAAUCCCCGUAUUGAAAGAAAAGAGAAAAGUUAAAGGAUUAGAAUCAUGGAAGGAACCAGUGGAGCAGGUAAGUUAUCUUAGAAUCCGUACAGUCACGGCUGGAGAAAGAGCUGCAAUUCUAGUGCAGCAGCUGAAUGCUCAGUCAAUUUCUCGCACUAUGGGUAUAUUUUCUUUUUUGCAAAUUUAUGACUUCGCUAUCCAGGUUUCUAAGCAAUUAUUUGCAGUUUGCUCACCUGGAGCUUUGACUGAGAUGGAUGCGUGCAUCGCCACGGCCAUAGCUAUCCCAUUUUAUCGAGGAACGAUUUCAUCUGGAAUGAAAGUUCACGUCUCCAUAGGCUUUGAGAUAGUCAUGGCAGAAUGCCAAUUUCUGCGACCCGAUGCCGACGAGUAUGAACAGCUGAACACACUGGAAGCGCCAUGUGUUUGUUGGCUGUCAUUCGAGAAAUCUGUACAUACACGGCCUAGCUCCUUCUAUAUCGCUUCAAAAUUAGAUCAUCAAGGACGAGGAUGUCGUUUUUUGUUUCAUGGACAACUUGGAGAACAACUCAAGGAGAAGAAACUACGGCGUUUUGUUCGUAAAGAGCGUGUAGGCAAAGCAGAAAGAGUAGAGAAUCCCAGAAGC